Molecule: messenger RNA, 936 nt
Organism: Saccoglossus kowalevskii
Lineage: Eukaryota; Metazoa; Hemichordata; Enteropneusta; Harrimaniidae
Product: unconventional myosin-X-like
Cellular component (GO): myosin complex; cytoskeleton
Molecular function (GO): cytoskeletal motor activity; ATP binding; protein binding
Source: RefSeq, a predicted model, not a curated record
UAUGAUGAUGAUGCAUUCUUUGAUGAUGAGGCAGAAGAUAUGUCAAAAAAGUCUCAAGAAACCAAUUGCUAUGAAGGAUAUUUAACUAUGAAAGGAGGAGUAAUGAAUGUUUGGAAGAAGAGAUGGUUUGUUCUCAGAGAUGAUAAUUUGAUGUGGUUUAAGGCAAAACAGGAAGCAUUGAAGUCUGGUUGGUUAAUGAAGAAAGGUGGUGGUACUGGUACACUGUCAAGACGCAACUGGAAGAAACGUUGGUUUGUUUUAAAAGACACAUUAUUGGUGUAUUAUGACUCUGACGCUGAGUCUGCUAAACUGCUGGGCAAGAUUGAUAUUAGGGCAGCCAAAGAUAUUGUAGAUGCCAGCAGUGCUAGAGAGAAUGCCUUGAAUAUUGUCACAUACAGUAGAGUGUAUCAUAUCGUAGCUGACACUGCCGAUGAAUGCAGUGAAUGGUACAGUAUUCUGAUGAAAGUAUUUCGAUGUAAAUACAAUGAACUGAAAGAUUUACAAGAUGAACAAGCUAAUCCUAAGAAUGCCAUUGGCUCAUUGGACGUGGCAUUGAUUGAUUCUCUCCCACCUAUCAACAUACCUUCAAGACCCAAUGCCUUUGCUAUAGUCACUGCAGACAGAGUGUAUAACAUGAUAGCAGAAUCCGCAGAAGAAAUGAACAAUUGGCUUACAGUACUUUACCAUCAUAAAACACGUGAUGGUUACAAGAAACAAGAUACUUUACUGAGUGGUUGGUUGAGUAAAGAAACCCAUGGGUCAUUAGCCAAAGGUGGCUCUACAAAGAAGAAGAGAUUCUUUGUAUUAACGGGUAACACCAUGGACUUCUACAAAGGAGUGGAAUCAACACAGAAACUUGGAACUAUUGUAUUGAAUAGUUUAUGUUCUGUUAUUCCCCCUGACGACAAGGCAUUCAAAGAAUUGGGUAUGUAUUGA